Carassius carassius (crucian carp) is the source of this 1427-nucleotide messenger RNA. Its product is annotated as thioredoxin-interacting protein-like. Gene Ontology annotation, biological process: protein transport. The record is from RefSeq and is a predicted model, not a curated record. NCBI's taxonomy places the organism in Eukaryota, Metazoa, Chordata, Actinopteri, Cypriniformes, Cyprinidae. The coding region runs from base 16 to 1218 and encodes 400 amino acids. Gene Ontology annotation, cellular component: cytoplasm. Gene Ontology annotation, molecular function: ubiquitin protein ligase binding. The transcript has 6 exons.
UGUUGAGAAAUCACAAUGGUGGCGAUGACAAAAAGAGUCAAGGUCUUCGAGAUCGUUUUCAACGACCCAUCCAAGAGCUUUUACUGCAGUGGAGAUAAAGUGUCGGGGAAGAUCUUGGUGGAGGUGUUGGAGGUGACCAGGGUGACGGUCAUGAAGGUCCUGGGCGUCGGAUGCGCUAAAGUGGAGUACGCUAAAGGCAAACAGAGAUGCCGUGAAGAAGUCGACUAUCUGAAGUAUGAAGAGGUUGUGCACCUGGAUGACCAACCAACAGACACAGAUGGUUCAGUCAUUCUCCGUCCUGGAAACAAGUACGAAUACACCUUUGGCUUUGAGCUUCCUCAACAAGGACAACUGGUGUCUUCCUAUAAGGGCAAGUUUGGGUUCGUUCAAUAUUUCGUGAAGGCUCUGAUGGAAAGCCCCGCUCAGCCUGCCAUGGAGUGCAGGAGGCACUUUGAGGUUGAGGAGCCCUUGGAUGUCAACACCCCAGACUUGCUGUCGCCUACCGGAGGCAUGAAGGAGAAGAAGGUCACCUGCAUGUUCAUCCCAGACGGCCAGGUUUCUCUGAACGCCAAAAUCGACAGGCGUGGCUUCUGCGAAGGUGAAGAAAUCUCCAUAGAUGCCAAAUUUGAGAACACCUGCUCUCGCAUCGUGGUACCCAAAGCGGCCAUCAUCGCCAAGCACACCUACCAGGCCAACGGCCGCACCAAGGUCUUCAGGCAAAAACUCUCCUCAGUACGUGGCAACCACAUCAUCUCCGGCAUGUGUGACGCCUGGCAGGGCAAGAGCAUCCGUGUGCCCAAGAUCAAGCCCUCCAUAUUGGGUUGCAACAUCAUUCGGGUGGAAUAUGCACUUAUGAUUUACAUGCACAUCCCAGGCAGUGAUAAGUUGGUUCUGGAGCUGCCUUUGGUCAUUGGGACGGUACCCUACAAUGGUUUUGGUAGCCGCACCAACAGCAUGAGCAGCCAGGAUGGUUCUGUCAGCAAUGCAUCGAACAGUUGGGUGUCCCUGCGGAUGCCUUCGUCUGCCCCACCAAGCUACUGUGACACUACACGUGACUGCAGCCUGGACCAACCUCUCACACCUCUGUUGGAUGACUAUGAUGGCGGAGACAGUCCCAUCUUCAUGAACGCACCCAAAUUCCAGUUCCCCACACUCCCUACUUAUUCUGAGGUGGAGGAGGAAUACAACGGGAACUCCCGCAUGCUUCCUGUCUGCUGAACAAAUCUGGCAGAGCACUAGAAGUGAACUGUUGCCCAUCAUAAAUGGGCUUCUUUUCCACUCUUAGCACUUCAGGCUUUCACUAUGUGGAUAGAAGCUGGUUUGAGAAGUGUCGUAUGGACGCGUGGAAGUGAAGAUGAAGCGGAGGAUUUUGGGCCCGAGUGGCCCCUCUGCAGGAUGAGCUAGUCGAAGUUCAGAGGAAGAAGGAG